AUGCAAAACUCUGUUUAUUUUGAACAAACCGGGUCAUUUGCGUCCAGUAAUGACAAUAUUGUGUCGAGUACCACGAAUACCCACAAUAUUUCUCCUAGUCAUCGUUCUAGUUUGAAUCUGAACAAUUCUGCCCUUGCCCACGAUGCGUCCGGUAGGGGAAGCGGCAGUGGAGAUUUGUAUUUGAAUGACACAAAUUCACCUUUAGCGAUAUCCUCUAUGCUAAAUACACUUGCCCUUGGCAAUAACAUCAUGCCACAGGACAUGGCAAGUAACAACAGUAACAUUAAUAACAAUGACACUAUUCAGGGCAGUUACUGCUUACAACUAUCCAACAUACCUAGGGAUAUAACCAUUAGAGAGUGUUAUGCAAUUUUCGCCCUUGCGGAAGGUGUGAAAAGUAUAGAAUUACAAGCAAGAAAUCCUUCAUCAAGCCUUGUUAACGCUUCUCUGGAAGACGAAAACGAUGUGUGCAUAAUUGCGAAGUUUGAAUUGUUAAAUCUAGCGAUUAAUUAUGCUGUUAUUUUGAAUUCCAAAGAUGAGCUUUUUGGACCUAGUUUUCCUAAUAAGACUACCGUAGAGAUAAUAGACGAGACAACAAAAAACUUAAUAUCGUUCCCGUCAUCUAAUAUUUUCAGCGAAAACUCUAAAUUGAAUAAUCCAAACUCGGCCAUAAAAAGGCCAAGUUUAUUAUCCCAAAGGUCAAGAUUUUCGUUCAGUGAUCCAUUCUCCAAUGAUUCUCCUCUAACUCCACAACAGUCACAACAACAACAACAACAACAACAACAACAACAACAACAACAGCAACAGCAACAGCAACAGCAACAACAGCAACAGCAACAGCAACAGCAACAACAGCAACAGCAACAGCAACAGCAACAGCAACAACAACAACAGCAACAGCAACAGCAACAGCAACAACAACAACAACAACAGCAACAACAACAGCAGCAGGAAACGCAGCAACAACAACAACAACAACAUCAUCAACAUCAACAACCGUCUCAGAAACAUUCACCACAACAAUCUAACCAACAACAAGUGAAUUCUUCAGUACCGUUACCUUCACAAGGUCAAGCUGUUGGGUUACACUCUAAUCAAUCGCACCAAGAUUUGUCCGUUGAACCAUCUGACAUUGGCCAAUCUUUCCUCUUGAGGGAUAAUACUGAAAUUAACGAAAAAAUAUGGGGCACGAGCGGUAUACCUUCCAGCAUUAAUGGCUAUAUGAGUACUCCCCAACCUUCUACACCUACUUUAGAAUGGGGAAACACUUCAGUGUCUCAACACGGUUCUUCAUUCUUUUUGCCUUCUGCCGCAUCAACAGCUACGGUACCUGUCAAUAACGGUACAAAUGCCAAUGCUAUUUCCAAUAAUGUAACUACCAACAGCGCAAACACCUCCACCACACUUUCCAACAACUCUCAACAACCGAUGAUGCAAAUGGGUAAUGCAAUGAACGCUUCCAUUUCAUCUUCGAAUUCAAUGCCCCCAUACGGUUUGAUGUCUUCUCAAACACAACAUAUGUCAAAUAUGGUUAACACUUCUGAUAUGAAUAUCACGCCACAAAAGCAAAACAGAUUCAUGCAACAACCUCAGCCAGAGCACAUGUAUCCGGUGAAUCAAAGUGGUACCCCUCAAAAAGUUCCUCCAGCAAGACUAAGUUCAAGCAGAAAUUCACAUAAAAAUAAUUCCACUACCUCAUUAUCUUCUAAUAUUACAGGGUCUGCUUCGAUCUCUCAGGCUGAUUUAUCACUAUUGGCGAGAAUUCCACCACCUGCCAACCCCGCUGAUCAAAACCCACCCUGUAAUACCCUUUAUGUCGGGAAUUUACCAUCAGACGCUACUGAACAAGAACUAAGACAGUUAUUUUCUGGACAGGAAGGUUUCAGACGGUUGUCAUUCAGAAACAAAAAUACCACAUCUAAUGGUCAUAGCCAUGGCCCAAUGUGUUUUGUUGAAUUCGAUGAUGUUAGCUUUGCGACGAGAGCAUUAGCCGAAUUGUAUGGUAGACAAUUACCUCGUUCUACAGUAAGUAGUAAAGGAGGUAUAAGAUUAAGCUUUUCAAAGAACCCACUGGGUGUUAGAGGGCCAAAUAGCAGGAGAGGAGGCACUAAUAACCCAAAUCCUAAUGUAAAUAUGAUUUCAAACUACAAUUCUGAUGUCGGCCAUAUAAAGAACUAA
This is a messenger RNA of Saccharomyces eubayanus, 2178 nucleotides long. RefSeq names its product mRNA-binding protein WHI3 (gene WHI3). The record is from RefSeq and is a predicted model, not a curated record. Gene Ontology annotation, molecular function: mRNA binding. NCBI's taxonomy places the organism in Eukaryota, Fungi, Ascomycota, Saccharomycetes, Saccharomycetales, Saccharomycetaceae. The transcript has a single exon. The coding region runs from base 1 to 2178 and encodes 725 amino acids.